AGAAGCUCUCCUUUUAUCAGGAAAAAAAAUCGUUAAAUCGUUAAGCUCAAAUCCGCCAUGGAAACAAAAACAAUAGUCACCACUUCCUUUAGGGUUUAUGCUCUAAAAUGUCUCCAAUUGACAAUUCCUCAUCUUGGACACUCGAAUCCGACCUAGAAGAUCUCGACCUUGACCUCCAAGAUUACAAACCAUCCGUACCAUUAAAGAAAGUACCAAACGGAGACAUUUUCGAAGCUUCACGCGCCGGUGACGUCGAUAGACUCCGGUACCUUCUUGAAACCGGAGUUAACGUCAACGCACGUGACCGAUGGGACUCUGUUGCUCUUUACUACGCUUGUCUCGCUGGUCACAUAGACUCUGCUCGAUUGCUUUUAGAGAACGGUGCGAUUUGUUCUGAACAUACUUUUGAUGGUGAUCGUUGUCAUUAUGCUUCUCUUAAUUUAAGGAUUAGGAAGCUUCUUAAGGCUUUUGAAGCUCGUCCUCCUCCUCUUGGUCCUUUGCAAGCUUCUCUUAGAGAUACGUUUUUGGGUUGUUGUCAUAAUCGAGAUUAUCUGAAACAAGAAGCUUUUGAUGCUAAUCUUGAUGUUUCUGAUAAUCCGAGUGAGUUUGGUAGUUCGAAUUACUUCCCACCGGAUGUGAUGUUCUUUGUGCAAGGUAGACCUAUUGAAGCACACAGGGUUAUCUUAAGUGCUCGAUCUCCGUUUUUCAAGCAAAAGUUUGAGAAUGAAUGGAAAGACCGGAGAGAAGUUCGGUUUUCGAAAGAGAAGCUUUCGUAUCCUGCUCUCUGUAGCCUCAUCCACUUUUUUUACUCAGAUAGGCUGGAGAUAUCUGUUGAUGAUAUGGAAGAUCUUGUUAGGAUUUGCAAAGUUUGUAAAUGUGAAUCGCUGCAGAAAAUCAUUGAGAAGGAAUUGAUUCACCAGAGAUAUGCUGAGUAUAAGACUCAUAGAGAUCUUGAUAACUCCAUGAAACGGUUCAUCUUACAGGGGAUAUCUCUUCCAGAAGAAGACAGGCUUCCUGCUUCUUUGCAUAGGAUUCUUCGAGUUUCCCUUGCGAAAUCGUUUACUGGUGAUACUAUUGAUUCAUCUGUUGGGGAUAUGAGAGUUGGUGAUUCUGUGGAUAGUCUUGCUGAUGUUUGUGUUAAAGUUGAUAAAAGAACUUUCUAUUGCCAUCAAGUUAUUCUAGCUGCGAGAUCAGAGUACUUUAGAGCACGAUUAUCCCGAGUAAAUGAUUUCCAUGAGGGAAAAAAUGGGUUGCUGGGUGAUACUCUUCCAUAUCUCGAAGAACAUGAUUUGAGCGCAGAGGCUUUCGAGAAGAUGAUUGAGUACAUGUACACUGAUGGCUUAAAGGAGAUCAAUCCGAAUCAGGCUGAGGAGAUCUUUGAUGUUGCAUCUCGCUACUUGCUGUUUCCGCUUAAACGUGCUGUGGCUGAUGCCUUGUUGCCUCACUUGGAAUCUGCCACACCUGCAGAAAUAUGUCAUUGGCUGGUUUUGUCAGAUAUGUACGGCGUAUUGAAGAUAAGAGAGUACUGCCUAGACUUGGUUGCUUGUAAUUUCGAGGCAUUUGUUGAAACCCGCGAGUUCAGGGCAAUGCUAUUAACAUUGCCUCCACCAUCAGGAGACUCUUCACUUCGAACCACAGUUCCAAGUGCACCAGGUGCCAUGAUGACCACGGACCAAGGGAAUCUCCUUGAUGAUCUGAGAGAGAAGUGGCUUGAAGCAGAGGCUUUAGAGCUUGACAUGAGAGACGAGAGUGCUUUGAUUUUUGAUAAGCGCCUUGCAAUGCUCGUGGAAAUGGCAGAGCAAGAGAAAUCCGAAUCAGAAGCUGAGGAAUACAAAGACACCAGCGCAUGAUUAUUGGUUUUCCUUAAGACAAGUUUUGAGUCUCUUUGCACAGACGAUCAAAUAUGGUGUAGAUAUUGAUAAUAAAAUUUCAAUCUCUUG
Messenger RNA from Arabidopsis arenosa, 1940 nucleotides. The record is from the annotation of a GenBank genome assembly. Lineage: Eukaryota; Viridiplantae; Streptophyta; Magnoliopsida; Brassicales; Brassicaceae.